Molecule: messenger RNA, 603 nt
Organism: Penicillium robsamsonii
Lineage: Eukaryota; Fungi; Ascomycota; Eurotiomycetes; Eurotiales; Aspergillaceae
Product: GNAT family N-acetyltransferase
Exons: 2
Coding region: 1-603 (200 amino acids)
Molecular function (GO): acyltransferase activity, transferring groups other than amino-acyl groups
Source: RefSeq, a predicted model, not a curated record
AUGCUCGCCUUUGAUCCCAGCACCGACGCCAUCACCCGCAACCUCUUCCCGCCCCAUCUCCAAAUACCCGAGCGAUCUGGCAGCGAGGCAAUCCGACAAUGGAGCAUUGCGCGGAAAUCGGCCAGAUUGCACGCGAAGGGUUUCGUGAUGAUGGUCGCCGUUGGCAACGUCCUAGACGGUAAGGCCGUGGGUUAUUCGAUGUGGUUCGCCCCCGUUGAAGGGGACGAGGAAGAGUUACCGCGACCCAAAAGGACUUUUGCGGGCAUGGACCAGGCUGCAUUUGCCGAACUGCGUGAGAUUAUAAUGGAGGACGAGCAGAGAAUAUUUGGUGAGAAGGGGGCUGCUGAUGGAUGGACGCCAGAUCUCGACCCUCUCGGUGUUCAUCCGCAGUAUCAGAAAAGAGGGAUUGGCAGAAUGCUUCUAGAUUGGGGCGUACAACAGGCAGUAUCACAAGAAAGAGAUUGCUACUUAAUUACAACACCAGCCGGAGUUGCACUCUAUCGAGCGGCUGGGUUCGAUGCUAUGAAGACGGUGGAGAUCUUCGGCGCUCCGCAUGUGUCAAUGAGGAAGCGGGCAUUCGGAAGUAGACUACCACCACAGUGA